CUUCUUCACAGGGAAGGUUUCCUGAUGAAGCACGCCGAGAAGCACCUGGCGGAGGCGCCGUGUGUCUGCGGCCUGUGCGGCGAGCGUCUGGAGUCCGGCGGCUCUCUGCGGCUGCACCUGCAGACGCACCGUGACCACAGCCGCACCUGUGACAUCUGCGGCAAGAAGUUCCCGUCCAUCCGCGCUCAGGAGACGCACCGGCGGCUGCACACCGGCGAGAAGCCGUUCCGCUGCGACGUCUGCGGGAAAGGCUUCAGCCAGAAGGGCAACAUGGCGACGCACGCCCGCACGCACGCCGCCGAGAAGCCCUUCAGCUGCGGCGUCUGCAGCAAAGAGUUCAGCCAUGCCGGGUCGCUGGAGCGCCACGGUAAGGCGCACGCCGGGGACGUCGGGGACGCCGGAGACGCCGGGCCACCGCUCCUCAGCUGCCACGUCUGCGGUGAAGCUUUCAACAAGAGCGCCGAGCUGCGGCGGCACGCACGCAGCCACCGGCCGGACGCCAAGCAGCCUCCGGGGCCUGGCAGGCGCAGGACCUCCAGCCGGACGCCGUCCCACCGCUGCAGCGUCUGCGGCAGCGUCUUCCACAACAGAGCCAACUUUCUGCGUCACGCGGAGACGCACCUGACCGACCCCGAGUGGCGCUGCGGUGUCUGUGGCGAGCACGCCGAGUCCUCCGCCUCGCUGCAGCUGCACAUCCAGACCCACAAGGAGACGGGCCGCGUCUGCGACGUCUGCGGCCUAAGCGUCCGGGACAUGGCGGUCCACCUAAAGACACACAGCGACCAGAAGCCCUUCAGCUGCCCCGACUGCGGGAAGGACUUCCCCAGGAAGGGCUCGCUGGAGAGGCACAGGAAGCUGCACGCCGGCGAGCGCCCGUACAUCUGCGAGUUCUGCGGCAAGACGUUCGUGGAGAACACGGUGCUGAAGAGGCACAUCAAGAGCCACACGGGGGGGAAGCCGCGCAUCUACGCCUGCGACAUCUGCGGGAAGAAGUUCACCAUGAGCCAACACCUGGACGUGCACAAGAGGAUCCACACGGGCGAGAAGCCGUACGCCUGCCGCGUCUGCGGGAAGCGCUUCCGGCAGAUCGGGAACCUGGACUCGCACACGCGGAUCCACACGGGCGAGAAGCCGUUUGUCUGCAGCCUCUGUGGGAAGACCUUCCGCCAGAAAAUCUCGCUGGAGACGCACGAGCGCUUCCACAAGAAGGAGAAGGCGUUCGGCUGCCCGCUGUGCAGCAAGGGCUUCGUGCAGAAGAUCGACCUGAAGAGACACCUGCUGACGCACAGCGGCGAGAAGCCGUACACCUGCCGCGUCUGCACCAAGCGCUACCAGGAGAAACGCUCGCUGGACGCGCACAUGAAGGUGCACGCCGCCGCCGAAGCCCCCACGCAGCCGGACGCCGAAGCCGCCGCGCAGGCAGCGACGCUGCUGCCCAGCCUCAAACGUCAGGACGGAGACUUCAUCCAGCUGUGACUUAUUCAGCUGUGACUCAUCCAGCUGUGAAUCAUCAGAUGUGACUCCAUCCAGCUGUGACUCAUCCAGCUGUGAAUCAUCAGAUGUGACUUCAUCCAGCUGUGACUCCAUCCAGCUGUGACUCCAUCCAGCUGUGACUCCAUCCAGCUGUGACUCAUCCAGCUGUGACUCCAUCCAGCUGUGACUCCAUCCAGCUGUGACUCAUCAGCUGUGACUCAUCAGCUGUGACUCAUCAGCUGUGACUCCAUCAAAGACAGACACCCCCCAUUACCAUGACUAAAGUUAGCGCU
Molecule: messenger RNA, 1766 nt
Organism: Etheostoma cragini (Arkansas darter)
Lineage: Eukaryota; Metazoa; Chordata; Actinopteri; Perciformes; Percidae
Product: gastrula zinc finger protein XlCGF57.1-like
Exons: 2
Coding region: 25-1476 (483 amino acids)
Biological process (GO): regulation of transcription by RNA polymerase II
Molecular function (GO): DNA-binding transcription factor activity; RNA polymerase II cis-regulatory region sequence-specific DNA binding
Source: RefSeq, a predicted model, not a curated record